CCCUAGGUUAUUGCAGAGACGGUGUGAGAAUCCGAAACAGCUGGGUCCGGCUGGGAUUGCCGGUGUACGCGCUAGCGAGUCCAAGCGUGAGUGGCUGUGGCGCCUCUGGCUCACCAGCGGCGUGCCUUUCCUCGCAGGAGUUAAACUGCGCUCAGUUGAGUCAGCAAAACUGCGAGGAGGUGGGUGAUUAGAAGUUGUAAAAGUAAGACUUACCUGUUUCUCCCCAUCUGUACCUUCUUUGCUUGCGGCAGUACUGCAUUCACUUGGUCUUGGAGGUUCAUUGACGUCAAAAUGUCUCAAAAAAUCCAUGGUGGUUCUGUGGUAGAGAUGCAAGGAGACGAAAUGACACGAAUCAUUUGGGAGUUGGUUAAAGAAAAACUCAUUUUUCCCCAUGUGGAACUGGACCUGCACAGCUUUGAUUUAGGCAUAGAGAAUCGUGAUGCCACUAAUGACCAGGUCACCAAGGAUGCUGCUGAAGCUAUAAAAAAGUACAACGUGGGUGUCAAGUGUGCUACCAUCACUCCCGAUGAGAAGAGGGUUGAGGAGUUCAAGUUGAAACAAAUGUGGAAAUCACCAAAUGGCACCAUCCGAAAUAUUCUGGGUGGCACUGUCUUCAGGGAAGCAAUUAUCUGCAAAAAUAUCCCCCGGCUUGUGAGUGGAUGGGUAAAACCCAUCAUCAUAGGUCGUCAUGCUUAUGGGGAUCAGGUUAGUCAUGGUGGCAUAAUUUGAUUUUCCACAUUCUUUUUUCAUGACCUUUGGCCCGCCAGCAGUACUAAUUUAUAUGUUUUACUCUUUUCUUUUGGUAUCUACUCCCAUAAGUGAAAUGCAAAACCAAGAAAUACCUAUGUAUACCUGUAUGUUUACAUACAUUUAGGUAUCAGUGAAUAAGGACAAACUUCCAGAUCAGCACCUGUCUCAACAU
Messenger RNA from Manis javanica (Malayan pangolin), 922 nucleotides. The record is from RefSeq and is a predicted model, not a curated record. Lineage: Eukaryota; Metazoa; Chordata; Mammalia; Pholidota; Manidae.